Solanum pennellii is the source of this 1054-nucleotide messenger RNA. RefSeq names its product transcription factor MYB53. Lineage: Eukaryota; Viridiplantae; Streptophyta; Magnoliopsida; Solanales; Solanaceae. The coding region runs from base 5 to 877 and encodes 290 amino acids. The record is from RefSeq and is a predicted model, not a curated record. The transcript has 2 exons.
AAAAAUGGGGAGAUAUCCAUGUUGUAAAGUUGAUGAAGAUUUAAAGAAGGGGCCAUGGACAAGUGAAGAAGAUGAAAAAUUAGUGGAAUAUAUUAAAGAAAAUGGACAUGGAAAUUGGCAAUUAAUACCUAAAAGAGCAGGAUUAAAUAGGUGUGGCAAAAGUUGUAGAUUAAGGUGGACUAAUUAUUUAAGGCCUGAUAUUAAAAGAGGAGCUUUUUCAGAAGAAGAAGAAGAAAUUAUCAUCAACCUUCAUUCUCUUCUUGGAAACAAGUGGUCAAAAAUUGCAUCUCAUCUUCCGGGAAGAACUGAUAACGAAAUCAAGAAUUUAUGGAAUACGUAUCUCAAGAAAAAACUUCUCAAAUCAGGAAUUGAUCCAGUAACACAUCAACCAAUAACUGAUCCAAAUUUACUUCUUAGCCUUUCUAAUUUGAUGAACCCUUUUGAAUCUGCUCUUAGAUUACAAGCUGAAUUGACAGAAAUAGCCAAAAUGCAUAUUAUUCAAAAUAUAAUUCAAGUCCUAAAUACCCCUCCUCCUACAUCAAUUCCAUCUUUACAAGAAAAUAAUUACCCCAUGCAACAAUGUUACAAUAAUAAUAUUAUUGCUCCAUAUGACCAAAUUAUUACUAAUGAACCUUCUCCAAUUUCAAAUAAUUUAUCGGACAAUAAUAUGAUCGAAAAUUCGAGUGCUUUUGAGAAUAAUAUGAUUAAUAAUGUUGAUUAUAAUUCAGAAUAUUCAUCACUUCCUUCACUAGUUCCAGUUACACCUGAGAAUUCAGUACCAUUUGAUCAGCAGAUUAUUGAUAUGAUUAAUCCCACUUAUUAUGAUGAUUUUUGUGAAUUGGAAAAAGUUCUGGAUGAUGAAGCAAAUAUUAUUUGAAGAUUUUAUUUUUUGAAUUAAUUGUGAUUGUGAUGUUUUAGUGUAGAUAUAUGUAGACAUGUGAUGCACCUCCAAUUUUAUGUUGAUUUUUGUAUAUCUUUUUUAUCUCUCAAUGUAACCCUUCUCUUGUAUACCAUUUAACUCUUUUGUUUAGAUAUUAAAAUGCUCGAAGACAUA